Messenger RNA from Scomber japonicus (chub mackerel), 522 nucleotides. Its product is annotated as troponin I, fast skeletal muscle-like. The transcript has 5 exons. Lineage: Eukaryota; Metazoa; Chordata; Actinopteri; Scombriformes; Scombridae. The coding region runs from base 1 to 522 and encodes 173 amino acids. Gene Ontology annotation, biological process: muscle contraction. The record is from RefSeq and is a predicted model, not a curated record. Gene Ontology annotation, cellular component: troponin complex.
AUGACUUCGAGUCGCAGGCAUCAUCUGAAGAGUUUGAUGCUGUCCAUCGCUAAAGAUUUGCUGGAGGAGGAAGAGAAAGAACAAGUGAUAGAGAAGAGACGAUACAUGAGUGAGAACUGUCCUCCUGUGUCCAUGCCCAGGACCAUGCAGGAGCUGCAGGAACUCUGCAGGGAGAUUCACCACAAGAUCGACAAGACCGAUGAGGAGAGAUACGACCUGGAGAUGAAAGUCGGCAAAUCUGACAAAGAGAUUGAUGACCUGAAGAUCAAAGUCCAGGAUGUGAUGGGCAAGUUCAAGAAGCCGGUCCUGAAGAAAGUACGCAUGUCUGCCGACGCCAUGCUGAAAGCUCUGCUGGGCUCCAAACACACCGUCAACCUGGACCUGAGGGCCAACCUGAAGCAGGUCAAGAAGGAGGUGAAAGAGGAGGAUAAGGAACUGCGUGACGUCGGCGACUGGCGUAAAAACAUUGAAGACAAAUCCGGCAUGGACGGGAGGAAGAAGAUGUUUGAGGCAGAGGCUUAA